AUGCAGUACUAUUUUGAGGAGAGGUAUGAUUUGGUGAAGUUUAUUAAGCUAGUAAAGCAAGCAGGACUUUAUGCACAUCUCAGAAUUGGUCCCUAUGCUUGUGCAGAAUGGAAUUUUGGGGGUUUUCCAGUUUGGCUGAAAUAUGUUCCUGGUAUAAGUUUCAGGACAGAUAACGGACCUUUUAAGGCUGCUAUGCAAAAAAUCACAACCAAGAUUGUGAAUAUGAUGAAAGCUGAAAGACUGUAUGAAACUCAAGGUGGUCCAAUCAUACUAUCUCAGAUUGAGAAUGAAUAUGGACCAAUGGAGUACGAGCUCGGUGCACCAGGUCGAGCUUAUACAGAAUGGGCAGCGAAAAUGGCCGUCGGUCUUGGCACCGGUGUACCGUGGGUCAUGUGCAAGCAAGACGAUGCUCCUGAUCCAAUUAUAAAUUCCUGCAAUGGUUUCUAUUGUGAUUACUUUUCCCCUAAUAAGGCUUAUAAACCCAAGAUGUGGACUGAAGCAUGGACUGGCUGGUUUACUAAAUUUGGUGGUCCUGUACCUUACCGACCCGCCGAAGAUUUGGCAUUUUCUGUUGCUAAAUUUAUUCAGAAAGGGGGCUCUUACAUUAACUACUAUAUGUAUCAUGGAGGAACAAACUUUGGCAGGACAGCUGGCGGUCCGUUUAUUGCGACUAGCUACGACUAUGAUGCACCUCUUGAUGAAUACGGACUUUUGAGGCAGCCCAAAUGGGGACACCUGAAAGAUUUGCACAGGGCAAUCAAGCUCUGCGAGCCAGCUUUAGUAUCUGCUAAUCCUGUUGUUACGCCACUUGGCAACUAUCAAGAGGCUCAUGUGUUCAAAUCAAAGUCCGGUUGUGCUGCUUUCCUUGCAAAUUACAAUCAACGUUCGUUUGCAAAAGUGUCCUUUGGGAGUAAACAUUACAACUUGCCCCCUUGGUCCAUCAGUAUCCUUCCUGACUGCAAAAACACUGUCUACAACACGGCAAGGAUUGGAGCCCAAAGUGCCCAAAUGAAGAUGACCCCUGUGAGGAAAGGAUUCAAUUGGCAGUCUUACAAUGAAGAAGCUGCUUCACACGAAGAAAAUUCAUUUACAAUGGUUGGAUUGCUGGAGCAGAUUAACACCACCAGAGAUCAUACAGACUAUUUAUGGUACACGACAGAUGUGAGAAUCGACCCGCGUGAAGGAUUUUUAAGAGGCGGCAAGUGGCCUGUGCUCACUGUGCUUUCUGCAGGCCAUGCAUUGCAUGUAUUUAUCAACGGGCAACUAUCAGGAACUGCUUAUGGAAGUCUCGAAAAUCCCAGAUUGACUUUCAGUGAAGGCGUGAAUUUGAAAGCUGGAGUGAACAAAAUUUCUCUCCUCAGCAUUGCCGUUGGUCUCCCGAAUAUAGGUCCCCAUUUCGAGACAUGGAAUGCUGGUGUUCUUGGUCCCGUUUCUCUCAGUGGUCUUAAUGAAGGAAAACGUGAUCUGACGUGGCAAAAGUGGUCUUACAAUAUUGGUUUAAAAGGAGAAUCUCUGAGCAUUCAUUCGCUCAGUGGAAGCAAUUCCGUCGAAUGGGUCGAGGGAUCUUAUGUCAGCGAAAGACAACCAUUGACUUGGUACAAGACCAAUUUCAAUGCUCCCGAUGGAAACGAGCCCUUGGCUUUAGACAUGAACACAAUGAGCAAAGGCCAUGUUUGGAUAAACGGUCAAAGCAUCGGGCGGUAUUGGAAUCAGUACAAAGCAUCUGGCAAUUGUGGGGCAUGCAAUUAUGCCGGUUGGUUUAACGAGAAGAAAUGUCUUACCAAUUGUGGUGAAGCUUCCCAGAGAUGGUACCACAUUCCUCGAUCCUGGCUUUACCCGACCGGGAAUCUUCUGGUUGUGUUCGAAGAAUGGGGAGGAAAUCCUUAUGGGAUCACUUUGGUCAAAAGGGAAGUUGCGAGCGUGUGUGCAGAUAUAUACGAAUGGCAGCCGACUUUAAUGAACUGGCAAAUGCAGGCUUCGGGAAAAGUCGACAAGCCACUAAGGCCUAAAGCACACCUUUCGUGUGCCUCUGGCCAAAAGAUCUCGUCCAUCAAGUUUGCUAGCUUCGGGACCCCUCAGGGGUCUUGUGGUAAUUUCCGUGAAGGGAGUUGCCAUGCAUUCCAUUCUUACGAUGUUUUCGAGAGGUAUUGUGUCGGCCAGCCAUCUUGCACAGUGCCUGUUACACCCGAGAUCUUUGGUGGAGAUCCUUGUGCAAAUGUCAUGAAGAAAGUAUCGGUCGAGGCCAUAUGCAGCUAA
Messenger RNA from Striga hermonthica, 2256 nucleotides. The record is from the annotation of a GenBank genome assembly. Lineage: Eukaryota; Viridiplantae; Streptophyta; Magnoliopsida; Lamiales; Orobanchaceae.